Carassius auratus (goldfish) is the source of this 3335-nucleotide messenger RNA. RefSeq names its product tumor necrosis factor alpha-induced protein 2-like. The record is from RefSeq and is a predicted model, not a curated record. The transcript is spliced from 13 exons. Lineage: Eukaryota; Metazoa; Chordata; Actinopteri; Cypriniformes; Cyprinidae. Gene Ontology annotation, molecular function: SNARE binding. Gene Ontology annotation, cellular component: exocyst. Bases 77 to 2218 code for a protein of 713 amino acids. Gene Ontology annotation, biological process: exocytosis; exocyst localization.
GAGGCUGCGAGGGGCUCAGACUGAAAGCUAAAAGAGAGAGCUUGAGACACACUUGGGCUGCCUUCAAUUCUGAAUUAUGGCCUUUAGCAGAGAGAGCAAAGAAAACCUUGACGAAUACAAGAAGUCAGAAGAAAUCUGCGAAGAAAUAAUUGGCAUUGAAGGCAUAGUUGAUGAAGAGGCCAAAGAACAAUGUCAGAAACAAAAGCACAAAAUGAAAAUACCAAAAAAUUUGAAAAUCAAAAAUAUUAUAAAACACAAAAAGAAUCCAAAAUCUGAAGCUGCUCUCAGCUCCGAGGAACUGUUAGAAGUGGACCUUGACACCAUUGAAGGCACAGUAGAGUCUACUGGUGAUUCUGAAGUGAGAUGUCAGAAACAAAAAUUCAUAAUCAAAAUAUCAGAAAAAAUUAAAAUUCUUGACUUCAAGAAACGGCAGAAGAAUUCAAAAUCCCCUGGAACUCCAUCAGUGGAAUUGGAUUUCAAAGAGAACCUUGAGCAGAACCGUUUGGCUGAAGCACAGCAACAGCUGGUGAAAGCUGAGGAAUGUCUCUUUGGUUCAAAAGAAGUGGGCAGGACAGAAGAUGAGGAAGACAAGCUUCAUAUUGACUAUGAGAUCUUUAUUUUGCACCUGAGAUUGGCCAUCUAUGACUCCUUCAGUGAGGACAGCAAGGAGACGCUCAAGAGUGCUUUGACUUCAAUACUUAAAGAGGAGGCACAGGACAGACGCUGGAUGGAAGUUUCCGAGGAUCAACGCCCAAAAUGGAGGCCCACGGGGUGCAGACAGAUCCAUGACACAUUACUCCAGACUACCGUGGAGGAACGAAUGAAGAAUGCAGAUGAAGAGGAGAAUAAUACAGAUAUACUGUCUACCUCCUUGAAGAGAGAGGUGUUCCGAAUGGGCAAAAUAGUGCAGAAAGAUCUGCUCAGAGUGGUCCGAAAUCUGAGAGAGUGUUACCCACCGGACUUUGACAUCUGCAGAACAUAUGCUCAGCUCUACCAUCAAACCUUUUCCACCAGACUUCAAGAGCUUGCCAGAUCCAAAAUCAGUUCUGAGGACUGCCUCUAUAUAUUAAGUUGGAUUGUGGAGUACUACCCAAAAGACGUAUUGAAGCAUAAAGAACUAGAGGAGCACAUCAACAGUUCAUCACUUGGACCUCUGUUACCCGAAGAAGACCUUAAGAGAUUAGAGGAACAGUACUUUUCCUACAAAGAGAACGAGAUCAGAAACUGGUUAUCCAAUGCUUUAGAGAAAGAAGCGGAAAAAUGGAGUGAUGGCAUCGAACCAGAGCUGAUGGACGGAUACUACUUCAGUAACCUUGCUAUUGAUGUUUUACCACUUGUUGAUGGGGCUGUAAAAGAUGUCAACACACUUUUGAGUUGUGAAAGUAAAGCCCGGAGUUUUCUAAACCAGCUGGACAGCUUUCUUCAGAGCUAUAAAACAAGUCUGGAGGAGUUGGUCAAAAGAAAACAAGAAAACAUUCCUAAAACUCUCUUUGCUACUCUGGUUAAUAUUUACCAGUUUAGGGAUUAUGUACAAAAACCAGAACAUCCUUUCACAGAGGACACUAGAAAAGCUUGCCUUUCCACAUUAGCAGAUCUCAAAAACAUUUGUCACAGAUACUUCCUCAGUCAUAUUCACACAGAACUGAAGCCGCUGUACCGUAAACUGUGGACUCCAGUUUGGUUCGCUGGACAUUGUGAGGUUGUGGAGGAGCUGGUGAAGGCGCUUGAGAGUAACAUAGACAAUUUCAAAGAGCUAAAGUCUGUCUGCAGAGAGGAGCUAAUGGCUGAGCUGCAUCUAGAAGUAAUGGUUGAAUAUGUGAGGCGAAUGAUGAAGAGAAAAUUGAAACUGAAAGACAAAGAGCAGCAAGAAGCAGCUGCUGAGUUCAUCUGCCACGACAGCAAUCAAAUCUGCUCUGUGUUUGCCAGAGUGGGAUGCAGAGAGGAAUGGUUCUGUCAAAUUCUGCCCAAAUUAUCAGAGAUUCUGAGACUGCAGGAUCCUGGGAGUUUACAACUUGAGAUUGUUACUCUGGCAAGAGACUAUCCUGACAUGAGUGAGCAGCAUAUUAUUGCUCUCCUAAACCUAAAGACCAACCUUUCAAGCUCAGAUCUGCGCAGGAUCAAAAAGUGUCUGAGUGAAAACAGAGGCACACUGGACACUCUGGAGUCCUCUACUUCCAUCUUCUUCUCUAAAGUACUAAUCAAAUGGAAAAUCAUCUAAAUGCCAUGUUACAUCUAUGGCAAUGUUAAACAACUGUGAUUCAUACUGUGAUACAUAAUCAGUGUUGUUAUGUAAUAUUUAUUCAAAAAAAAUGUAUGGUAUUAUUCUGUUAUUCUCAGCUGAUUUCACACUGUUUUCCAAAAAUCCUCUAAUUCCCUUCUUUACUUAUCAAGUGGAAAAUCACCCGAAUGCCCUGUAACAUCUGUAGCUAAUCGUAAAUACUUGUGAAGCAUACUGUGAUACAAAAUCAGUAUUAUCCAUUCAUCUGUCCAUUUUCCAUACCUGCUGCAGGGUCGUGGGGGGAUGGAGUCUGAACGGAUGGCCAGUAUAUCAGUAUUAUUUUAUGUAAUAUUUGUUAUGAAAACUCAUAUCAGUUACGAGUCAUAUUAUUCUGUUACAGUAUUGUUCAAAAAUAAGGUCAAGAACAAUGUGUUUUGAAAUUUAUAUUUAAUCAAAACAUUUUUGAAUAUGGCAGAACAGAAGGUUUUAUUUAUUUAUUUAUUUAUUGCACCAAAUUUGUGUAAAACCAGUUGAGAAAAUCUGUGAAAUGCCAUAAAACUAGAUGGUAAACUCAAAUGUAAAAAUAAGUGUAUAUUAUAAUGUAAAGUGCUUCAUCUGAAUGCAUGUUCAAAGCUCUAAAUACAGUAAAUGUCAUUUUAAACUAAAUACGAUGAGAGCUGCUUAGAAAAUACGCUUUUUUAAAACUUCUGCAAAGUGCUCUUCAUUUGCCUCCAGUAGCUAAAUAAACUGUUUAAAUUUGUCUUGUGUAAGGUAAGUAUAAAAGGGAUAACAAGAUCAACAAAUCAUUCUUCAUUAUCUAAUACGGAUAAUAAAAAAUAUGGUCAGUUUACUUAGUUUUGUCAUGGCAUAAUAACUCAUGGGAGGGAGCAUGAUAUUAUGUUGUGGCCACAAGAUCAUUUUAUUGAGGUAAUGACAUCCAUAUGACAUGGCAUCAGGAUGUUAUGUUAAAAUAAAUACACUUUUGAUCCAUUAGAUGUCAGUUUAAUUGAUACUGUGGUGUCUAGUUCAUUCAGCAACUAAUGGAUGUUCUUUCAUUUUAUUCAUUAAGCAUGUACACUACCAAUCAAAAGAUUGGGGUGGGAAAAAUCUUGUAUUG